Molecule: messenger RNA, 2244 nt
Organism: Homarus americanus (American lobster)
Lineage: Eukaryota; Metazoa; Arthropoda; Malacostraca; Decapoda; Nephropidae
Gene: Daao1
Product: D-aspartate oxidase-like
Exons: 8
Coding region: 114-1121 (335 amino acids)
Molecular function (GO): FAD binding; D-amino-acid oxidase activity
Source: RefSeq, a predicted model, not a curated record
GGGUAGCUGUGGUGGUGGUAGAACACACAGAUUCAGUUUUCUCCUGGUAGCCGUCGGGAGAAGAUCGUGGUUCCAGAAUUACUUCGACAUUUCUCAAGACCAGACAAGAGGUGAUGGCAACAGUGUGUGUGGUAGGGGCGGGUGUGGUAGGGCUGACCACCGCCACACUGCUUCAGGAGGCGCUGCCGAGGGCCUCUGUCACUCUCAUCGCCGACAAGUUUGGGAGGGACACGACCAGUGAUGGAGCUGCCGGUAUCUUCAGGCCUGGUCUACAGUUCCAGGGAAGCUCUCCUCAGAUGACCAAACAGUGGCUACAGGACUCCUUCAACUACUACCAGCGUCUCCUCAGCUCUCCAGACGCCGCCACAGCUGGUGUUAAGCACGUCACCGGCUACCACUUCUCCUCCAAGUACCCCAAGAUCGUCCAUAACGAGCUGAUGAAGCCCAUCUUGGAGGAGUACCGUGAGUGUACCCCGGAAGAGCUACGUCAACACGGCCACAAGUACGGUACAUUUAUGAAGACUUUAGUGACAGAGUGCCGCCGGUACCUCCCUUACCUCACACGCAAGUUCGAGGCAGCAGGGGGGGUGGUGGUAGAGCGUCACAUAGACAGCCUGGAGGAGCUGGCUGGUCACUACGAUGUGGUGUGUAACUGUUCAGGUUUUGGUGCCAAGGAGCUGUGCCAUGACCUGACUGUGACCCCCAUCCGCGGCCAGGUCUUCAAGGUUCAUGCUCCCUGGAUCAAGAAUAUUUACUACGAAGACUACGACACCUACAUUAUCCCAGGGUUUGACCACAUUACCCUGGGGGGGACGAGGCAGUUCGACUCUUACAAUGCCGACAUUAAUAAGUACGACGCUUUGGGCAUCUGGGAGCGGUGUUUGGCUCUCGUGCCCAGCCUCAUGAAAGCUCAGGUGAUUCAGGAGUGGGUGGGAUGGCGACCUUACCGUCCCAUAGUUAGGGUGGAGAAAGAGGUGAUGACUUUUGACAGCGGGAAAACUUUGAAGGUGGUACACAACUACGGUCAUGGCGGAUACGGUGUGAUGACGUCCCCAGGUACCUCGAUGACCGCCGUCCAGUUGGUGAAGGACCUGCUCAAGGAUCCCCGGGCCAAGCUCUGAGGGGCGUGUGGUGAGGGCCCCUUGAUACGUGUGUGUGAUGAGGGGUUCCUGUGGUGUGUGGUGAGGGCCCCUUGAUACGUGUGUGUGAUGAGGGGUUCCUAUGGUGUGUGGUAAGGGCCCCUGGCGUGUGGUGAGGGCCCCUUGAUACGUGUGUGUGAUGAGGGCCCCCUGAUUCGUGUGUGUGUGGGGGAUCUAGUGAUGUGAAGGUCCCUGAGAUGUGGUGAGGGCCCUGAGGUGUGUGGGAGCCAUGAUAAUGUGAGGGCCCUGCUGACCACAUCUGGGGGCCCUCCAUGAAAGCUAUUCAGUGUAUAAACAUCCCUGCAGGCUAUGACUUAACCCAGGCUCUUCUGUGAUUGGUUGUCAUUUGUCAUCCAUUUUGUGUGAGAUCAUUAGGCUGUUCUCCAAUUGGCUGUCGUCACCAGGUCACCACAUGACGUCAUCCAGUAUUAUACAUCACGGACUUAUUAUUUUGGUUUGUUUAGAGGAGAAAGAAAUUAGCAUCACUGUAUGUGUGUAUGGUUUUAUGUAUGUAUGUAUGUAUGGUUUUAUGUAUGUAUGUAUGUAAUAGCAUCAUAUUAUUAUACACACACAGUUAAGCACAACAAUAAAACGAAACUCCUGUAACCUUCUACAUAAUAAAUUGUAAUAAAACACUAUUCAGCUCAGUGUCCGUCUUAAAUGACUUGACUGACAGAUGUUUUUCCCCGUAAUAUUAUGUGAGGGAGAUAUUCUUGUACCACUCAGUUAUAUCAUUGGUUACUGGGAGAACCUAUUGCCAUAGUAACCUCUCCUCGCCCCUCCCCUCCCCGCCCAGCCGCUCCUCGCCCCGCCCCUCCCCACCGUCCAGCCGCUCCUCCCCCCAUUCCCGCCCCACCUCACUCCGCCCAGUUGGUCUUGAGAAGUGGUUAUAAAGAUGCCGUGUGUAUGUGUAUCACUGUGCGAGUGUGUGUGUGUGUUUGUGUGUGUGUUUGUUUCUGUAUCAGUGUACAUGUAAGUAUGUUCCACGUAUGUUUAUGGGAACAGUUUCAGGUGUGUUAGGAACAUAUACCAACACACCUGAAACACUCUGACACACACCUGAAACACUCUGACACACACCUGAAACACUGACACACCUUAAACA